GGGGAAGCCUGGCCGAUCAGUCAGUAGCGAACAUUCGUCCAGCAAGCACACCGUCAUGGCAGAGGGAAAUCAAGAGGAAACUAUGAUGCUAAAAUUAUAUUCCAUUGGAACAUUGUUGUUGGAAAUUUUAGUACUUUUAAUAAAAAUUUCCUUUGCAACAAUAGAGGGAAUUUACACUUCACUUAUGCCUAAACCCUUAAAGUCUGUCAAAGGAGAAAUUAUUUUGGUCACAGGUGCUGGCCAUGGGAUAGGAAGAGAAAUAUCACUUAAAUUUGCUGAACUUGGGGCCACCGUUGUCUGCCUCGAUAUAAAUGAACAAGGAAAUGAAGAGACUGUCAAAUUAAUUCAAAACAAUGGCUACCAAAAAGCUCAUUCCUACAAGUGUGAUGUUACCAAAAGAGAAGAAGUUCUCCAGUUAGUCGAGCGAAUCAAAAAGGAGGUGGGAGAUGUUACUGUUCUGAUAAACAAUGCUGGAAUUAUGCCAUGUCAUCGGCUACUUGAACAUAAGCCUCAAGAAAUCAUUAAAAUGUUUGAAGUCAAUGUUUUUGCUCAUUUUUGGUUGUUAGAAGCUGUACUUCCCAAUAUGAUCAAGCAAAAUCAUGGACACAUAGUAGCUCUCUCUUCUAUGGCAGGUGUUCUUGGGUUAAGAAAUCUCGUUCCAUACUGUGCAUCUAAAUUUGCUGUAAGAGGCUUAAUGGAGGCUAUGAUAGAAGAAUUCAGGGAAGAAAACAUUGCACCAGAAGUUCACUUUACUGUUGUUUUUCCAUACAUGGUCAAUACUGGAUUAUGUAAAAAUCCAAAAAUAAAUCAAAAGUUAGGCGAGGCCCUUGCUUUAUUAAAACCUAAGACAGUAGCUGAAAUCAUAGUUACCUCUAUGAGGCAAAAUAAGCUUGCCAUCACUAUUCCUUCCUUCUUCAUGCUACUAAAUGAUGUACUCAGACUGUUUCCUGUAAAAGUGGGACAGAUGGUAAAGGAUUUCCUAGACAGUGGAAUGGAAGCUGAUUAACUUAAAUGCCAGCAGAUUUAUUUACAGGCAAACAUUACCGUUAGCAAUCAUUUUAGUGAUUGAUCAAAUUGACCAAUAUCAUUUUUAUAAAUUAGUAAGUUAUAAAUAUUUGUUUGAAAGUUUUCCUUAAAACAUUUUAAAAGUCACUACAAUGUUAAAAUGAAGGAAAAUUUCAAUCCUUUUUUUUUAUGGAUUUUAUAUUUUAAUUUUAAGAAUUAUUUUCUUAUGUAAGAACAUUUUCGGUUACCUUGUUACCAGUCGAUGAGGGUAUUGUAUGAAAUAAUUAGUUGUUGUGAAAGUUGUUAAUUUAAUUUAAAACACUUUCUCUGAGAAAAUAUACAAAAAACAAGAAGUAUAAGUUAUUUUUAGCUACAAUAAUUAGUAAAUUUAUUUAUAUAUGUGUACUGUAAUUAAUGCAAUAAACCUGAAUU
Nezara viridula (southern green stink bug) is the source of this 1437-nucleotide messenger RNA. Lineage: Eukaryota; Metazoa; Arthropoda; Insecta; Hemiptera; Pentatomidae. The record is from the annotation of a GenBank genome assembly.